CUCUCAUUUCCGGGUAUGUCACAUGACUCCCCAGCUGCACCAUGGCGGAAGCCGAGGAGCAGGAAACCGUGUCUCUUGAAGAAUCUUCUGAUGAGUCUGAGGAAGAAGAGAGUGAAGAGGAACCCAAACUUAAGUAUGAAAGGCUUUCCAAUGGAGUAACUGAAAUCCUUCAGAAGGAUGCCGCUAGCUGCAUGACGGUCCAUGACAAGUUUUUGGCACUGGGCACACAUUAUGGCAAGGUUUAUUUACUCGAUGUCCAGGGGAACAUCACGCAGAAGUUUGAUGUGAGUCCUGUGAAGAUAAAUCAGAUUAGCCUGGAUGAAAGUGGAGAACACCUGGGCGUGUGUUCCGAGGAUGGCAAGGUGCAAGUGUUUGGACUGUAUUCUGGAGAAGAAUUUCAUGAGACCUUUGACUGUCCCAUUAAAAUCAUCGCCGUGCACCCACACUUCGUGAGGUCCAGCUGCAAGCAGUUUGUGACUGGAGGGAAGAAGUUAUUGCUAUUUGAACGGUCUUGGAUGAGCAGAUGGAAGUCUUCUGUUCUGCACGAAGGGGAAGGGAACAUAAGGAGUGUGAAGUGGAGAGGCCAUCUGAUUGCUUGGGCCAAUAAUAUGGGUGUGAAGAUAUUUGACAUCACCUCAAAGCAAAGAAUCACUAAUGUGCCCCGGGAUGACAUCAGUCUUCGCCCGGAUAUGUACCCCUGCAGCCUCUGCUGGAAGGACAGUGUGACACUGAUUAUCGGCUGGGGGACUUCUGUCAAGAUAUGCUCGGUGAAGGAACGGCAUGCCAGUGAAAUGAGGGACUUGCCAAGCCGAUAUGUUGAAAUAGUGUCCCAGUUUGAAACCGAAUUCUACAUCAGUGGUCUUGCCCCUCUCUGUGAUCAGCUUGUUGUGCUUUCCUACGUGAAGGAGGUUUCAGAAAAAACGGAAAGAGAAUACUGUGCCCGGCCCAGGUUGGAUAUCAUCCAGCCGCUCCCCGAGGCCUGUGAAGAGAUCUUUUCUCCCCUAAAACCACUGCCCAGGUUUCUGCUGUUGAGUUGCCCCAGAUGUUCCUCUCUUCUCUCACCCAUAGAGUAUUCUGAAGGGGAAUCACUCUUUUACAUCGUGAGUCCAAGAGAUGUCGUGGUAGCGAAGGAACGAGACCAAGAUGACCACAUUGACUGGCUCCUGGAAAAGAAGAAAUAUGAAGAAGCUUUGAUGGCAGCUGAAAUUAGCCAAAAGAACAUUAAAAGACAUAAGAUUCUGGACAUCGGCUUGGCAUAUAUAAACCACCUGGUGGAAAAAGGAGAGUAUGACAUAGCAGCACGCAAAUGCCAGAAAAUUCUUGGGAAAAAUGCAGCACUCUGGGAAUAUGAAGUUUAUAAAUUUAAAGAAAUUGGACAGCUUAAGGCCAUUAGUCCUUAUUUGCCAAGAGGGGAUCCAGUUCUGAAACCACUCAUUUAUGAAAUGAUCUUACACGAAUUUUUGGAAAGCGAUUAUGAGGGCUUUGCCACGCUGGUCCGGGAAUGGCCCGGAGAUCUGUACAACAAUUCGGUAAUAGUUCAGGCAGUUCGGGAGCACCUGAAGAAGGACAGUCAGAACCGGACCUUACUUCAGACCCUGGCAGAAUUGUACACCUACGAUAAAAACUAUGGCAAUGCUCUGGAAAUAUACUUAACAUUAAGACAUAAGGAUGUUUUCCAGUUGAUUCACAAGCAUAAUCUAUUCAGCUCUAUCAAGGAUAAAAUUGUUUUGCUAAUGGAUUUUGAUUCUGAGAAAGCUGUUGACAUGCUUUUGGACAAUGAAGAUAAAAUUUCAAUUAAAAAGGUAGUGGAAGAAUUAGAAGACAGACCAGAAUUACAGCAUGUGUAUCUGCAUAAGCUUUUCAAGAGAGACCAUCACAAGGGGCAGCGCUACCAUGAAAAACAGAUCAGCCUUUAUGCUGAAUAUGAUCGACCGAACUUACUUCCGUUUCUCCGAGACAGUACCCAUUGCCCCCUCGAGAAGGCUCUUGAGAUCUGUCACCAGAGAAACUUUGUAGAAGAGACAGUUUAUCUUCUAAGCCGAAUGGGCAAUAGCCGAAGUGCCCUGAAGAUGAUCAUGGAGGAAUUACAUGAUGUUGAUAAAGCAAUUGAAUUUGCCAAGGAGCAAGACGAUGGAGAGCUCUGGGAAGACCUGAUUUUAUAUUCCAUCGACAAACCACCAUUUAUUACCGGCUUGUUAAACAAUAUUGGCACGCAUGUUGACCCGAUUCUACUGAUUCACCGUAUCAAGGAAGGAAUGGAGAUUCCCAAUUUGAGAGAUUCCUUGGUUAAAAUUCUGCAAGACUACAAUUUACAAAUUCUGCUUCGUGAAGGCUGCAAGAAGAUUCUCGUGGCGGACUCUCUGUCUUUACUGAAGAAAAUGCAUCGAACUCAAAUGAAAGGCAUUCUGGUCGAUGAGGAGAACAUCUGUGAAUCGUGCCUGUCCCCUAUUCUUCCAUCAGAUGCAGCCAAGCCCUUCAGUAUGGUGGUCUUCCAUUGCCGGCAUAUGUUCCACAAGGAGUGCCUGCCUGUGCCCAGCAUGACCUCUCCAGCGCAGUUCUGCAACAUCUGCAGUGCUAAGCACCGGGGACCAGGAAGUGCCAUUUUGGAGAUGAAAAAAUAGCUAUGUUCUGUUUGUCAGUCUCUUUCUCACCGCUCUUUUGAAGAUGAUUUUUUCAACAACAGAAGCAUUUGUUGAUACCAGUGCUGUUAAGAGUUUUGUACAUGUUUAUGCUAUGCUCAAAAAAACUUUCAUCUUCUCACUUGUCUACUAGAGUUUUCUCUUUGCAUUUGCAGUUGAUAAAGAUGUUAGGUUUUUCCCCCCCAUCCAUGCCUUGAAAUAUUUGGGUCCAUGGUUAAUAUUUCAUCGUUUAUUUGUUUAGCUCACUCUUUGUUUAGGAAUGGAAACUAAAGUGUGGGCGUUGGAAAUGAAGUUUUAGGUCCUAGUAAAACUGCCUCCAGCUGUCUGAGCAUCGCCAGUGCGGCUGUCCAGCCAGCUCCUGCCACAUUGGGCCUCGUUCUGCAUGCUCUGCAAUUCUUUCGUUCUGGAUCUGGCUUUUUUUUAUGUCAUCCAUUGUGGUUAUUUUCUUAGUAGGUAUUUAAUGAAAUGUUAUGCAAAUUGUCACUUAUCCAGUGAUGUCUGGAUGACACGAGCAGGUGACAUCAGGCAAUGUCAUAUUGACUGAUCACAUGUUCUGUGUGUCCCAAUAACUAGCAGAGUCUGGCCCUGGCAGGCACUGAGCAUCUGUUAAUUGAAUAAAUGUCAGCUCGGCCCAUG
Molecule: messenger RNA, 3275 nt
Organism: Myotis davidii
Lineage: Eukaryota; Metazoa; Chordata; Mammalia; Chiroptera; Vespertilionidae
Gene: VPS41
Product: VPS41 HOPS complex subunit
Exons: 29
Coding region: 42-2621 (859 amino acids)
Biological process (GO): protein targeting to vacuole; vesicle-mediated transport; macroautophagy
Cellular component (GO): HOPS complex; late endosome
Molecular function (GO): protein binding
Source: RefSeq, a predicted model, not a curated record